Momordica charantia (bitter melon) is the source of this 969-nucleotide messenger RNA. RefSeq names its product Tat-binding protein 1(Tbp-1)-interacting protein (TBPIP) (gene AHP2). The record is from RefSeq and is a predicted model, not a curated record. Lineage: Eukaryota; Viridiplantae; Streptophyta; Magnoliopsida; Cucurbitales; Cucurbitaceae. Gene Ontology annotation, molecular function: recombinase activator activity; double-stranded DNA binding. Gene Ontology annotation, biological process: meiotic joint molecule formation; meiotic strand invasion involved in reciprocal meiotic recombination; homologous chromosome pairing at meiosis. Gene Ontology annotation, cellular component: DNA recombinase auxiliary factor complex; condensed nuclear chromosome.
UUCAUUUACAUAUUUUACACUUAGCUUCCUCAAGAAACGAGGGAAAACCCUGAGCAAAGUUUCCCGCUCAUUUCUCGGCACUUUACCGAUCAAUGGCUCCCAAGUCCGACAGCGCAGAAGCGAUCGUGCUCAACUUCGUAAAUGAGCAAAAUCGUCCACUAAACGUUCAAAAUGUCGCUGAUUCGUUACAAAAGUUCAACCUCAAGAAGACCGCGGUGCAGAAGGCACUGGAUACUCUUGCCGAUAGUGGACGGAUUUCUUUCAAGGAGUAUGGGAAGCAGAAGAUAUAUCUCGCCCGGCAAGACCAAUUCAAGAUCCCAAACGGCGAGGAACUUACUCAGAUGAAGGAAGCAAACGCCAAACUGCAGCAACAUCUGGACGAGCAAAAAAGAGCUAUUGGCCAGGUUGAGGAAGAAAUUCGAACAUUGCAGUCAAAUUUAACGCUGGAACAGAUGCGAGAAAAAGAAGCCAUGCUUAGAAAGGAGGUUAAGGAAUUGGAAGACAAAUUGAAAAUAUUACGCGGAGGUGUUACACUGGUGAGACCAGAAGAGCGAAAAGCAAUCGAGCAUAUAUACUCGGAGAAAUUAAGCCAGUGGCGAAAGCGAAAAAAGAUGUUCAAAGAUAUAUGGGAUGCUAUCACUGAGAACUCACCUAAGGAUCUCAAAGAAUUCAAGGAAGAACUUGGCAUCGAAUAUGAUGAAGAUGUAGGCGUGAAUUUUCAGUCAUUCAGCGACAUGUUACCACAAAAUCGAAAACGGCCCAGGGGAAAGUGAGUGAUGCCAUGAAGUGGGGCGUCCAACAAAAGAUAAAAGAAGAAGAAUUAUUUGCUUAUAUUUCUUUUCUUUAUUCAGUCCUGCAUAAAGGCAAUACAGGUAGAUUCUGUCCGCUUAGUUCUUGGCUUUUGUAUCAUGAAUACUUACCAAGUUUCUUUUCGUCAAUUAAUGCUAAGUUGAAGGUACCAUUUAUUUA